UCUGCGUACAGCAGGUUUCAAAGGCGCUCGCUCGUUUUCGGGUGGCCGGGGCGGUGUGAGCCGGCAUGCCUCAUCUGUUAUUAGUCUCAACAAGCCGUGUACUGCUGCAGCACAGCUCACGCUUGUCGCAAACCUGAUACAGGGGUUGUGACCGAGCCAGAAAACGCUGGGUCCAGACCACCCAGGGGUUGUUUCGGGACAGAAAGGGUUUCCCUCCUCUGGUCCAAACCAGUUCUGACCUUAAAAGAAAAGGUUUGCUGUACCCUGUGCGAGACAGGAUAGUUGGCCAGGGCGUUUCGCUCGCCGCCCUCCUCGCCCGGCACGGUGCCUGCAGCCAUGCCAAAGCACAACCCUGCUGUCAUCGCCUGACGGGACGCCUGGCCAGCCGAGGGGAGAGCUCACCCCUUCCCUGGGGAGAGGGCCUGCUGGAAAGGAACGCGGUGGCUGAGAGUGCUUGGCACCUUCUGGCACCUCCCUGGGCGAGGAAGACUGUGCAGCUGCUACCAAGGCCCCCACGGACACCCAAGUCAGAGGAGGGCAGGCGAAAUGGCCUCAGUCUUCCGGAGCGAGGAAAUGAGUCUGAUGCAGCUCUUCUUGCAGGUGGAAGCUGCCUACUGCUGCGUGGCCGAGCUCGGGGAGCUGGGUCUGGUCCAGUUCAGAGAUCUGAAUGUGAAUGUGAACAGCUUCCAGAGAAAGUUUGUGAAUGAAGUGAGAAGGUGCGAAUCAUUGGAGAGGAUCCUGCGUUUUCUGGAAAAUGAGAUGGAGGACAAUGUUGAGAUAGUUAAACUAGAUAAGUACCCAGAGACCCCCCUGCCUCGGGAAAUGAUUGAUAUGGAGACGGUGCUGGAGAAACUUGAAGCUGAGCUACUGGAAGCCAAUCAGAACCAGCAAACACUGAAGCAGAACUUCCUUGAGCUGAUGGAGCUCAAACAUCUGCUGAAGAAAACCCAGGACUUCUUUGAGGCAGAAACCAAUCUGCCAGAUGAUUUCUUCAGUGAAGACACAUCUGGACUGCUGGAGCUGAGAAGCACUCCUGCCGCUGCAGCUGCCAAGCUGGGAUUCACAGCAGGGGUAAUAAAGAGGGAAAGGAUGAUACCCUUUGAGCGUUUACUGUGGCGAGCCUGCAGGGGGAACAUCUACCUGAGGUACACCGAAAUGGACACCCCCCUGGAGGACCCUGUGACGAGAGAAGAGGUGAAGAAGAACGUGUUCAUUAUCUUCUAUCAAGGAGAGCAGCUUAAACAAAAAAUCAAGAAGAUUUGUGAUGGAUUUCGUGCCACAGUCUAUCCCUGUCCAGAAUCUGCCACCGAGCGCCGAGAAAUGCUUGAUGGAGUCAACACAAGGAUUGAGGAUUUAAACACAGUGAUAACACAAACCGAGUCCCACCGCCAGCGAUUGCUGCAUGAAGCAGCAGCCAAUCUGUGGUCCUGGGGGAUCAAGGUGAAGAAAAUCAAGGCCAUCUACCACAUCCUGAAUUGCUGUAACAUCGACGUCACCCAGCAGUGCGUCAUUGCAGAGAUCUGGUUCCCAUUGGCUGAUGCUGGCCGGAUAAAGAGAGCUCUCCAUCAGGGAAUGGAGCGCAGUGGCUCUACUAUUGCCCCUAUCCUGACUGCCAUACACACCAGGAUGGCACCACCCACCUUCAACAGGACCAACAAGUUUACAGCUGGAUUUCAGAACAUUGUGGAUGCAUAUGGUGUGGGCAACUACAGGGAGAUGAACCCAGCUCCAUACACUAUCAUUACCUUCCCCUUCUUGUUUGCGGUGAUGUUUGGAGAUUGUGGCCAUGGCGCUGUCAUGCUGGGCUUUGCACUCUGGAUGGUCAUUAAUGAGAAGAGUCUUCUUGCCCAGAAAAGCACUAAUGAGAUCUGGAACACCUUUUUCAGCGGGCGCUACCUGAUCCUGCUCAUGGGCAUAUUCUCCAUGUACACUGGCUUCAUCUACAAUGACUGCUUCUCCAAAUCAUUCAACAUCUUUGGCUCUUCCUGGCAUGUCAUCCCUAUGUUUAAAAAUAGCACUUGGAAUAAGGAUGUGCUUCUGGACAAUACGGUUCUGCAGUUGGAUCCAGCAGUCCCGGGAGUCUACUCUGGAAAUCCAUAUCCAUUUGGAAUAGAUCCGAUCUGGAAUGUUGCAUCGAACAAGCUGACUUUCCUGAACUCCUACAAAAUGAAGAUGUCGGUUGUCAUAGGGAUUGUACACAUGAUUUUUGGGGUGGUACUCAGUCUCUUCAACCACAUCUACUUCAAGAAAUACAUAAACAUUAUCCUUCAGUUCAUUCCAGAGAUGAUUUUUAUUAUCUCUCUUUUUGGCUACCUGGUCUUCAUGAUUAUUUUCAAAUGGUGUCAUUUUGACGUCCACUCAUCCCAGAGUGCACCGAGCAUCCUCAUCCACUUCAUCAAUAUGUUUCUGUUCAAUUACAGUGACUCUUCAAAUGCUCCAUUAUAUCUGCAUCAGAAAGAAGUGCAGAGUUUCUUGGUCAUAUUUGCUCUGAUUGCUGUUCCCUGGAUGCUUCUAAUUAAACCUUUCAUCCUCCGAGCCAACCACCAGAAAGCGCAGCGCAUGAUUCAAUCUCAAGCCAUCUCAGGAAACCCUCAAGCUGAAAAUGAGGUAGAUUUCCCAGAGACCAGUCACUCCAAGAAAGCUUCCCAGGGAGACCACAGUGGUGGCCAUGGAGGACAUGAGGAUAAUGAUGAAGAGUUCAAUUUUGGAGACACAUUUGUCCACCAAGCUAUCCAUACCAUUGAAUACUGCCUUGGCUGCAUCUCCAACACAGCGUCCUACUUGCGGCUCUGGGCGCUGAGCUUAGCCCAUGCACAACUGUCAGAGGUCCUUUGGACCAUGGUGAUGCACAACGGGUUCAACAACAGCGGCUGGGCAGGCCUCAUCAUCAUCUUCAUCAUCUUCGCGGCAUUUGCAGUGCUGACAGUAGCCAUCCUGCUUGUCAUGGAGGGGCUGUCAGCCUUUCUGCAUGCCUUGCGUCUGCACUGGGUGGAGUUCCAGAACAAGUUCUACGUGGGAGCUGGGUACAAAUUUUCUCCGUUCUCCUUCAAGUACAUCAUCGAUGGCACCGCAGAAGAGUGAAGCCAGUGCAUCGCUGUUUCACUUCUCAGACCAGGCUCUAUUAUCUUGUGGUCACUCACCCACAGAGUAGGGUAUAUGGGAUGAAACAGAAUGGGAUGUGGCCCUUGAAAGAAGAGCAGCUGUAGAUGAAAAUGCCCUAGCUACAUUCACGUAUACUGCUGUAUCAGCUGAGAGCUGAACUGCAUCGGCCGGGCUGGCCGGACCCUUGGCUGAGUAUCUCCACUGGUGUCUUUGCCAGGUACCUGGUAUUGGGUCAGCUGCCUACUGCUUGGUUGAAAAGAGGAGAUGCAGCCUUCGAAUUAAAUUGGUUAUUAAUAAUCAA
This is a messenger RNA of Grus americana (Whooping crane), 3403 nucleotides long. It is a transcript of the gene ATP6V0A4, whose product is annotated as ATPase H+ transporting V0 subunit a4. The coding region runs from base 547 to 3081 and encodes 844 amino acids. Gene Ontology annotation, cellular component: vacuolar proton-transporting V-type ATPase complex; plasma membrane; vacuolar proton-transporting V-type ATPase, V0 domain. NCBI's taxonomy places the organism in Eukaryota, Metazoa, Chordata, Aves, Gruiformes, Gruidae. The transcript has 21 exons. The record is from RefSeq and is a predicted model, not a curated record. Gene Ontology annotation, molecular function: ATPase binding; proton-transporting ATPase activity, rotational mechanism. Gene Ontology annotation, biological process: vacuolar acidification; proton transmembrane transport.